AUGAGGGGUCGUUCGAACACGGUUCAUCCCACUCAUUCAGGGGCAAGGACGAAUGGCACGGAGGAGAUGAGCGGGCGGUGUGCGCUGGCAGUAUUGGAUGAGAUAGAGGAGUUCAUCGUGUGGCCAACAGUGGCCCAGGGGAAGGCAGGAAUAACAGCAGAAGAAGCAGGAGUGCAUGCGCGUACAAUGCUGCUGACAGGGCCCAACAUGGGGGGAAAGUCCACUCUGCUGCGAGCCACCUGCGUUGCUGUCAUCAUGGCUCAGAUGGGAUGCUACGCGCCCUGCUCCUCCCUCGUUCUGUCCCCUGCUGAUGUCAUAUUCACAAGACUCGGCGCAUCCGAUCGAAUCAUCUCUGGGGAGAGCACGUUCAUGGUGGAGUGCAGGGAGGCAGCAGCAGUGCUGCGGUGUGCCACAAAGGACUCCCUUGUCAUUCUGGACGAGCUGGGCAGGGGCACGUCCACCUUCGAUGGCUACGCCAUCGCACAUGCGGUGUUGAACUACCUCACAUCGCGCCUUGACUGCCGCCUCCUAUUCGCCACGCACUACCAUCCCCUUACCUCCGAGUUUGCGGGCCAUCCGCAAAUUGCGCUGCGACACAUGGCAUGUCAAGUACAAGCACGCAAGGGCGGCGACGGGGAAGAGGACGAGGAGCUUGUCUUUUUGUACAAGUUGCAAUCCGGUGCCUGCCCGAAAAGCUAUGGGCUAAAAGUAGCGUCUAUGGCUGGGAUUCCGUCUCGCGUGGUGGCGAAUGCAGCACGGGCAGCUUCGGCUCUUGAGCAUGAGCUGAGCGAUAAGUUUGACAAUCCUGAGCCGCUUGCAGCAAGUACGUUGCUUGAUCUGGAGCGGUCAUGGGUGCAAACGCUGCAAGGUGUUGCGCCAUUUGGUGCUUCUGGUGGCAAAGUUGCUGAUGAAGAUGUGGAGGAUAUGUUUGAGACUCUGUAUUGCAUCUGGCACGAGGCCAUGGAUUUCUUAGGGAUCCUCCGCGACAACUACUGGCUUCUCGUCGGUUAUGCCGAACCUGAGUCGUUUGAGUGGAAUUUCCGGACCUACGCAUCCGUAGUCCUGGUAGCUUUGUGCGCAUCUCUUGCUAAUUCAGCUGGCGUGGGAGGAGGGCCUUUCUACAUGCCGCUGUUCCACUCGGUUCUCAAAUUCAAUCUUGUCAAGUCCACCGCCCUUUCACAUACCGUCGUGACAUCAAGUGCAAUUGCUAGCACUCUCUAUGGACUAUGGGAGUCGAGUCCUGAAGUUCCGUCCAUGCCUCUGGUUGACUUGAGACUUGCACUGGCAUUGCUCCCGUCUCUCCUUUUUGGAGUUGGAAUUGGAGUUUUAAUCAGCCCAACUCUUCCUCACUGGAUUCAGCUACUCGGGUUACUGAUUUUGCUUCUUUUCGUUGUACAUAAGACGUAUGCACGAGCACGAAUGUCAUGGAAGAAAGAGUCCGAAAGAAGGAGGGUUGCACAUACUGCUGCUGCCGAGGGACUCCUUCCUGUGUCAUUUGUGAACCCAGACGAAUCGAGCCAGCAGCAAAUUACGUUUGACGUUUCAGAAUUAUGUGAGGGAGCGGAUUUCAUUUCAGUGGCUGGGUGUGAGAUUUCGCAGUUCUUCAACCGCCGCUGGAAGUGGAUGCAGCAUUAUUUGAACGAAUCAGGAAAUCAGCUUCUUUCGCACAUCCACCAGGUGGCAAUUCCAUUUCUCUACACCCUCGUCCUUUGGUCCCUUUUCAUGGCUCUUCAGUGGGGCCUUAGACAAGCUGGCCGCUGUUCCUCGACCUUUUUCCAGCUGUGGGGGUUGCAGCUGUUUGUCUGCAUUGCUGCUGCAGUUAGCACCGUCCAAGGACAGCUGCGCAUGCACCCUUCAACAUGCAGGCCUACGUCUCUGAGCCCAAACCUUGUUCGACUUUUUUCAUCAGGCUCCCGCAUUUCCCGCUUUUUGAAGAUCUCAGUGAUCAUGGCAUGUGCUGGAGCUAUGGCUGGGAUGGUGGGCAUUGGAGGAGCACUUAUUUUCAACCCAUAUCUCCUUAGUCUCAGCCUUCACCCGCAGGUGUUGACAAUGUUAGGCAAUACCAAUUUGAUUUAUAUGGGCCUGACAGUGGGUCUGUUGGCAUUGCAGAUCUUGGCCUCGACAAGUGUUUUCAUGAUCCUUUUCAGCAGCAGUGCCAUCAGCAUCUCGUUCUUCUUCCAUGGUUUUCUGAACACUAGCUAUGCAGCUGUGUUUGCUCCUGUGGCAUUCCUUGGGUCGCUGGUUGGAGUCUUCGUUGUUGGGAAAAUCGUGAGAAACACAGGUCGUUCAUCCAUUGUUAUCUUCAUUCUGGCCAUCUUGAUUGGUCUAGGAGGAGUUUUGCGCCUUCGCGGCGUGCGGCAGCGCUCGUGGGGCAAGUGGGUGUGCGAGAUCCGCGAGCCGCGCACGCGUGCGCGCGUGUGGCUGGGAUCGUACAGCACCGCGGAGGAAGCCGCGCGCGUUUACGACACCGCCGCGCUCAUGCUGCACGGCGCGAGCGGCGCAGAGCGCCGACUCAACUUCCCCGAGGCUCUUCAAGCGGACGGGGGAAUCCGCCCCGUUAUAGUGUCGCGCACUAUAGCGGAAGGACUGCUCCGCGUCGUCAACUCUCUGACUCUUUCGCAGCAGUCGCCAUCCCAACAAAAAGAUUCGAGCAAUCCAUCCUGUACUAGUGACAUGAUUGUCGAUGCCUCGGACGCUGCCGGGGGGGGCAAGGCCAGACGCCCUACCGGUGCUACCGCAUCUGUCCCCACGGUUCACGCUAGCCCCACCUUUACCGGCGAGUGGGUGCGGCUCGAGGUUACCGGUUCCAACGUCGUCUUCUCCGAUUGCGCACACCCCGAGAUCACCACCGCCGCGAUUCCCGCCGCCGCCGGUCGCGGCGGCGUUUUUCCAGGCGCGUCGUCCGUCAAAUCUCCGACGGCGAACGGCCAGAUCUCGCCGAAACGCGCCGCCGCCGCUGCAAAUGCCGCCGCCGCCGCCGGUCCAAGCGCCGCCGCUGGCGCGUCUGGCGUUGCGUCAGCAGCCGCGUCGCAAGUUGCGCCCGAGAUGGAUUUCGUCAGCAGCCGCGUCGCGGCGCCUGCAGGCUCCUUCUCCGCCGCCCUCUCGCUCUUCUCCGACGCGCCUCCCACCUUUUCCGCCGGUCCCCCCAUAAUCGUUCCCUCCCGCCGUUCCUCCGCCCUAUCUCUCCCCGGAAGCCCUCUGAGCGGUUUAGGACACAGCCCGACGCGCUUCCGCUCACCUUCCCGCUCGCCGCUGCACUCCCCGCGGUUCCCCCCAGGCCCGUCGUUUGGCGGCUCCCGCGCCUUCCCCGCAACCACCGCGCCUUCCUCCCCGCGCGCGAUUAGUGUCUCUGCAAUGCCCGCAAUGUCCCAGUCCGCGGCUUCCGCCGCUCCCGCCGUUUCCGCCGCUUACGCCAGCGGAGCAGAGCUUUCGCGCGCGCUGCUCGCUCAUCCCACCUUCGCGCACCUCUGCGCGCCUUCCUCACAGCCCACCACCGAGACCCUUUCUGCGAAUCAUAUCCCGGUUUCCACUGUUAAUUCCGCCAUAGACUUUCCUCCUCCUGCUGCCAUAGCUGCUUGCAUCUCUGCUUCACCCGCUGUUGCUCUUGCUGCUCCUCCCAGUGCUCCCAGCAACAACUGCUCAGUUCAAAUUUCCGACAGUGAUUUCACAAAGUCCUCUUUCGCUCCGUUUCUCACUGAGCUGGGACAGGAGGACAGCGAUUUUGUUAACAGCAGAUCUAGUAACGCGGAUAGCAGCAGCAUGGACACGUCAUAUCCUACCGCUAAGGGGGGGCCCUUACCCUUGCAGCAUCCACCAAGCGUCUCCCCCCAGCCUCCUCUUGACCUGCCCAGUUUCUCCUCUCAACCGCUUCUCAACUUGCCCAGCUUUUCCAAGCCAGCGCCGGACCAAACGGGCUCUCUGCCUCGACUGCCGAGCCUGCCGGGGGAAUUUCCGUCGCUGCCGAGUUUAGACUGGAAGGAGAUUGAGGAGUGCUUGGGGAAGCCAGAGGAAUCAGUGCUCACUAGCUGA
Molecule: messenger RNA, 4029 nt
Organism: Closterium sp. Yama58-4
Lineage: Eukaryota; Viridiplantae; Streptophyta; Zygnematophyceae; Desmidiales; Closteriaceae
Source: the annotation of a GenBank genome assembly